AUGGCAACAUUUUUGGAUCCACAUUCCAAAGCUGAUCUUUUAUCAACAGCUUCCUUAGAAGACAUUAAGGAUUGCAUAAAAAUGACAAUGGAAGGAGGUACUGAUGAACAAUCUACUGGAACAGGUUCGGAGAUAGGAGGUGAAGCCGGUAUGAAUGAAGAAACGAGAGAAGAUAUUGCGCCAACAAACGAUGAAGAUAUAGAUAUGGAAGAUUGUUUUACCGAACUUAUGUCGAAAGCAACAAAAAAUGCAAAAGUCGUUGUAACGAAGGAAAUUAUUGAAGAAGAAAUUGACCUCUACAUUAGGCAACCACUUAUCCAAAAAAAGUCAUCUCCAGUUGAAUGGUGGAAUAAAGUGAAGUUCAUGUUUCCAAAUAUCAGUGAACUUGUACCUCUUUAUCUUUCGGCGCCAUCAAGCAGUGUCUACAGCGAAAGACUUUUUUCUGAAUCUGGUAAUAUUUCUGAUAACAAACGUAAAAAUCUGCUUCCGGAAAAUUUGGAGCUGCUCACUUUCCUGUAUCACAAUUUGCCUUUGAUAAACUACCAUUACUAG
This is a messenger RNA of Belonocnema kinseyi, 552 nucleotides long. Its product is annotated as zinc finger BED domain-containing protein 4-like. Gene Ontology annotation, molecular function: protein dimerization activity. Lineage: Eukaryota; Metazoa; Arthropoda; Insecta; Hymenoptera; Cynipidae. The transcript has a single exon. Bases 1 to 552 code for a protein of 183 amino acids. The record is from RefSeq and is a predicted model, not a curated record.